This is a messenger RNA of Wyeomyia smithii (pitcher-plant mosquito), 3098 nucleotides long. It is a transcript of the gene EloA, whose product is annotated as transcription elongation factor B polypeptide 3. Gene Ontology annotation, cellular component: elongin complex; nucleus. The coding region runs from base 345 to 2612 and encodes 755 amino acids. The transcript has 5 exons. NCBI's taxonomy places the organism in Eukaryota, Metazoa, Arthropoda, Insecta, Diptera, Culicidae. Gene Ontology annotation, biological process: transcription elongation by RNA polymerase II. The record is from RefSeq and is a predicted model, not a curated record.
GUAAUGCUAAUGCUCCUCAGCUGGUUCUUGCAAGCAAAAGUGUCUCACUGGACUUUCUCGAUCGCACGUAAGCAUAAUGGCGUAUUGCGACGUGUAUUAAGCAGUGCAGAAAAAUAGAUUUUGUGUCUUGAAAUUCUAUGCAACUCGUAAUAAAAGCAGUAUUGUAGUAGUUUUUCGUUCAUUUAAUCACUUUAUUGACAACUGCGAGGUAUACGCUGCUUAAAAAUAGAUUAUAGCAGUGGUUUGAAAACGAACGAGAAAAUUGAUGCUACACUGAACAAGUUGCGAAAAAAUAUAAAUAUCUGAUUUAAUUUCGUGAAAUUCGGAACAUUGGAGCUCUGAACAUGUCUUCAGUAGUGGAAGUUAUAAAUCACUAUCAGAAAAGCAUCGAAAAAUCGCUGAAUGAUCAAGCAAGGUUGCUGCACUGCAUAAGCAAACUAUACCGACUUCCCAUCUCCGUGCAGCACUUACAAGAAACUGGAGUAGGACGAACAGUGAACGGUCUCCGUAAAUUCGAUGGGGAGGUGGGUGUUGCUGCUAAAGCCCUGGUCACCAAAUGGAAAGCAAUGGUCGCUGACGAAGAAUCAGACGAAGGCACAGAAAAACCAGAUGAAAGCCAUGAGAAUAGUGAUUCGAAUCAUGACGGUGAUGGUGAUUGUGUAGAAGAAGAUCAAAGUGAUGAAUUGCAUCUCGAAGUAGAUGAGCACCAGGAAAAUGAAAAUGACAUAGAUGAGCUGCACGAAAAUGAUCCAGAAGAUCGGAAUGUCCAAAUAAACGGGCACGAUAGUACCAAAUGCAGUCCUUCUGGUAGAUAUAGAAUCCAAACAAGUGCUCCUGAGUGUGAAUCAAAUUAUAAACAACAAGAUGCUACUUAUGCGCAAAAUAAAACCGAAAGCAGAAAUAGUAGCCACAAACGUUCAUUUCCGAAGGAUCAUAACUCUCGAACCAAAGAUAGGUCAGAAGGUAGACAAGAAGAACACGUUCAUCAUCACAGUACUAGUGACAAUAAAAGUCGCGAAUCGUCCUCUUCAAAAAGAACGUACAGGCACGGCGAUAAAGAGAAAAAGGAAAAAUACAGUAAAGAUAGUAAAACUAGUAGAAAUGAUUCUAGUCCAACAUGUGAGAGGGAAGGUAGUCAUGGUAGAAAUAAGACACGUGAUAAAUCCAAUUCUAAACAUCACUCUGCUAUGUCUAAAACAUCUCAUGUAGAAAAUUACAAGCGUCAACGGACUCUGGAAGGGGAAGAUGAUCUUAAACCGAAAAAAUAUAAAACAGAACUCAGUGAUAAACCAGACUCUAGUUGUAGUGGAAAUAGUAGUCAACAUAGAUCUUGUAGUAGUAAAUCCAAUUCGAGUAGCAGAAGAGGUAGAGAUAAAGAGAAAAAAUCUUUAGAAAAGAACAAGAAACAUGCAUCGAAGAUAGCGUGUGAAUCAGUUGGUGGAGACUCGGUCAAUGACUCGGACGGAGAUGAUGGAUUAGAUGGUGCUGCAGGAGCAAGUUUUGCGGAUGCACUAGCAAUGAUAGGAAUGCCUUCAUCCUCAAAGAAGAAGCCAGCCAGCAAAAAAAAUGCUGACAAAAUUAAAAAUUCACCCAUUAGCAUGCCACCUCCAGCAACGAAAAGCAGCAAAGAGAAGUUAACUUCCUCCAGUAGCAACAGAGAUUCUUUUUCCCCUAGUAGUACUGCAAGCAGUAGUGGCUAUAGCAGUUGCUCUUCCACUCCGACUCUGUUAGCUCAAAAGUCAAAACUAGAACCUUUACCAGAAAUUUCUGAGAUUGUCGAAUCACUACCUAUUAUAUCCCCGCACUACAAACCUAUGCCUCUGAAUCAAACGGUUAUGGAGUGUGUGUUUUCUAAUAGCGGACGCCCUCAGAAACGAGUGUUGUCCGAAGAGGAGGCAUUGGGCCAUAGUAUGCAAUCCAAAAAUCUUCGAACGAAGGUUUAUUCCGGAGUGAAGAACAGCAAGGAAGGUGUUCCUAAACUUUUCGAUAUGUGUAUUCGGCUACUGCAAGAAAAUAUCGAUCUUAUCGACACAUUCGGUGGAAUUCCGUUCGAUCUUCUGAAACCGGUAAUUGAAAGAGCUACAGCCCAGCAAUUAAUGAAGUUGGAGCAGUUCAAUCCUUAUUUGUUGGAAGAUACAGAUGUACUCUGGGAACAGCACUGUAGACGAACGUUUCGGAAUCAAAUGCGCAAACAAGAAGAGUGCGAGUCAUGGCGCGAAAUGUAUAUUCGUUGUUCGGAAGAAAGGAAUGCAAAACUGAUCAGUCUAACGCAGAAUAUCAAGCAGUCCAUAGUAGAAAAGGCAACCCCGGUGCGCAAAACAAAGCUAGCCUAUGUGGAUUCGAACGCAAAACCUCCGCGAAACGUACUGAGUAAGCAAGUUAAAUAUGGUACUGAUCGGGUUCCUGUUGUUUCGCCAGCAGCUAGAGUUGCUGCAUUAAAAACUGCGUCGGCUAAUUUAGCCAAAGUUGGAGACUCUCGUCUUAAGAUUGCUCCUGGAACCAGAGACAAUGCUCAGGUGCAAGUUUUUCAUCCAUUGAAACCGAAAAAAGCACCUUUAAUGGCCAAGUUGAUGACUUCUAUAAAGGGUUUCAAAACUGGCUUUAGGCGGUAGACUUGCAUCGAAAUAGCGUUCGAGGAAUGAAGUUCAAAUGCAAGGAAAAGAAAAAGCCGCAAAUGAGCAUGGAGUCACGAAAGAAAGAUAUACGUAUGCUGUGAUUGACUGUAUGCUACAGAAUGCUAAAAGAAAUAGAAAUACGGCAUUAUAACUAGAAAUUAAAUCGUAGAAAAUACGUUUUUCUCAACUACAGCGAGAUAUUAAUUAGACAUUAGUCAAUGAUUCGUAUCAUUUGUUUUUAUUGGAAUUAUUAUAUUUAUUUUUAAUUUAAAAUAUGUAUAAUUUGAUUUACUGCCUGUAAACUAUUGGAAAUUGUUGAUUGAAAAUGGAUCUAGUGGUUCUAAGCGCAUUGAACAUUUGUGUUUCAAUCGAAGUUCAUUACUUGCUAAAAGUGCCCAAUUCUAAAUAAUUUUCUAAUUGUGGAUGUACACUUUCUUAGGGACUUUCAUUUCUUUGUUUCUAAUAAAAACGUUCUAAUCAUGA